GAGUAUCCGCGCAUUUAAUCCAAGCCUCUCCUUUUUUUUUUGUGCCUGUCGGCCUUUUUUAUUCUUUUCCUUUUUUUGUACCGCCGCGCGCCAUCUUUGCGCGCCGCUGUUGUACUCGAAGCUUGCUUGAGCUUUUGGGAGCUUUGAGCUCGUCCCCGUAGCCGCCCUCGUACAUAUUCUUCACAACCAGCCACGAAUUAUCGUCAUCGUCAUUAUUUAUCCGUCACUUCACAUUCCGCUCUAGCGAGCACGACGCGACUGUGGUUUGCUUUUAACAUAAUCACCGUCGCGAUGGCCUAUACCCGCCUGUCGUUCCGAUACCGUUUUCCAUUUAAUUCAGCCGUCGUCUUGCCAUUAUCUGAUCGCCGAUUACUGACCCAACGCUUCUGAUUGCGCAGAAUUAUUGAAUCCAGGCUCCCGAGGUCUCAAGAGAAGUCGUUCUCCGGACUCUUACCACGACGCGCCGUUGUCUGAGAUUCCCGGAGAUGAUGGUGAUUCGAAGCAACCUAGAAAACGCGGUCGACCGAUGAAAUCGCGAAUUUCUGGUGACCUCCCGGAACCACCGAAUCAGACUCAAAUCCCGCCUCCUCCGCCUCCCGCUCAAAUGUCGCAGUCAAUACCACCACAUACUCCCCAAUCUCAGAAUGCCCCGCUACCUGGACAGCCCGGUGCUUAUACUCCGGCUCAAGCAUCACCUCCGCCGAAGACCACGCCCACCAAGACCACCUUGAAGGCGCUACCGACAGUGCGCGAUCAUACUACGGACCAGCUCGGACCUGGUGGUGAUGAAUACCUGCCGCGCGAAAUUGACGAUUCCGGCGAGAAGAAGGUUAUGCCCAACGGCCAGCUACUAGGAGGGCGAGAGUAUAGAUGUCGAACCUUCCUUGUCCCUAACCGUGGUGACAAGUUAUUUAUGCUCGCUACGGAAUGCGCGAGAGUUCUAGGAUAUAGAGAUUCUUACUUGCUCUUCAAUAAGAACCGGUCCCUCUUUAAGAUCAUUGCGAAUCAAGUAGAAAAGGACGAUCUUGUAACGCAAGAGAUACUUCCAUUCUCGUACAGGUCGAGGCAGAUAGCUAUAGUCACAGCGCGAUCCAUGUUUCGCCAGUUCGGGAGCAGAGUCAUAGUUAACGGACGGAGAGUACGAGAUGAUUACUGGGAGCAGAAGGCGAGGAAGCAGGGUUUCACGGAGGCCGACCUUGCAGGAGAGAAGAGACCAGGCGCGUCUAAGGCCAGAGAAGCAGCAGCUGAGGCGAAUAGCAAUAUGGCGUCCCUCCCAGGAGCCCCUCACGGUGAGAUUGUAUAUGCGAAUACUCCCCAAUUCGGCGGUGCUCCGCAACCCCUUGUUCAACCAGGUAUGAUGGGACCGCCAGGAAGCUCGACCAGAAUGCCCAUGAUAACAGUAGGACCAGAUCUAAACGAUACAAGGACUCGAGAUUAUAGCAAUUUCAUCAAAGGUGGCCCUCGACAGGAGAUUACCGGCCCGGCUUACCAGGAUAGGACGCAGUCCAGUCCCAUAUCGGAAAUAAACCAACAGGCACACCAUGCUGCCGAAUACAAUCGAAGCGUCAACCAACAGCGCGAUAUGCGGACCGACUACAUGAACAACUUAUGGCGGAGACCUCAUGAGCAGCCGCCGACUACUCAACCCGUGACGACCGAGCCUUCCCUACCCACGACGCGUCCCGGCCAGUCGCCUCACGCCGCGCCGGCGAGUAUGCAGCCAUCCGGCAUCGUACCGAACCAGAGCCCGCAGAUGAUGAUGACCGCACCUCCUUACUCGCAGCCCAUCCACUCGCAGCAGCCGAUCAGCCAGCCGCCGAUGCGGGGAAUCCCCCAACCAUCUUCCCAGAAGCAGUCGAGACCCUCCAAUAUCCAGCCUGGUGCUUCCGGCAACAUGUCUCAAGGGGCCCCGGCAUACAACUACGGCUCUUCGAACCAGAUGUGGGGGCCUCCCCAAACACCCCAAACGCCUCAGCAUUAUCAGGGGUAUACAACUCAGUCGCAACAGUCGCCUCACCCUCAGCAGUCGCCAGCUCCGCAGCUGCGUCACUCGGGAGGCACUCCCCAGAUGCAGCCCAGCACUAUGCAGUACCACGGGAUGCCAGGGAUAGGACAGAGUUAUCCCAACCCGGGCCAAGGCAUGUACCCCCCUGAGCAGACACCAAGGCAGUUUAUGCCCCAAAACCCUGGGCCUGGACCAGCCGUGACGUCGGCAUGGAAUACCCCGCAGACUUCAGCUGCCCAGACGUGGUGGGCGAGCCAGCCUCAGUGAUGAUAUUCAGACUUUUCAGUUCAUAAAUCAGAGCCACUUCAAACCCAGUUUGUGGCAACACUGUCACUUACAUCUAGGCCACCUUUCGCGCUCUGUACGUUUAUGCGAGGGAGGCCUGAAACAUAACCACCUUUAUUUUAUUUUAUAACUUUCACACCUUCGGGAUGGUUUUUUGAUUUGAUGGGACUAUAAACCUGCUUGCACUAUUUGGCCUAGCUCGGCAAUAGAGGAGUAGGAGAAUCUUUGGUCGCAUUUUUG
Daldinia decipiens is the source of this 2530-nucleotide messenger RNA. RefSeq lists its product as uncharacterized. The coding region runs from base 527 to 2272 and encodes 581 amino acids. Gene Ontology annotation, molecular function: chromatin DNA binding. NCBI's taxonomy places the organism in Eukaryota, Fungi, Ascomycota, Sordariomycetes, Xylariales, Hypoxylaceae. Gene Ontology annotation, cellular component: nucleus. The transcript is spliced from 2 exons. The record is from RefSeq and is a predicted model, not a curated record.